CCGUGUCGCCUCGGGGCGGUUGAAAUUAACGAGGCCGACGACGGGGACGGCAGGGACGGGGCCGGGCGGGCGGACAGCAGCGAAACAGCCAGCGUAACAGCCAGUGUGACGCGCCCGAGAAAGAAAGCGAGCAAGCAACCGACGCUGCCCUCGUCGGUGGCCAAGCGCCCAAGACAAGAGCAACCGGACAAGCUAGCCCACAGCUAGCGAGCCUGCGCGCUGCUGCGGCCGGCGGCGACGAAAGCGAGGAGGAGGAUCGGAGGAGGAAGUGGUGGAGAAGGGCGGGCGCCGUGCCCGCGAUGGUGGUGGCGAGGGCGAAGAAGGCGGCGCCCGCGGGCGCCGGCGGCGCCGGAGCUGGCGCGCGGCGGAGCGGCGUCAGGGUGGGCCCCGCGAGGCUCGAGGGCCUCCCCGCGGCGUGGCCGGCGGGCGCCGCUGCCGUCAAGGUCAAGUGGCCCGCGCCGGGGGGCGCGCUCUCGCAGAUGCUCACGGGCCGCUGGGCGCGCGGGGUCACCGCCGUCGAGCCCGUCGCCGCGGGGGGCACCGUGAGGUGGGAGCCGCGAGACGGCAACCGCUUCAGCCUCCACGUCGAGCCCGCCGGCGCGCGCGGCCGCACCGAGCGCGGCGUCUUCUUCUCCCUCCUCUAUGGAUUCCAAGAACAGGGCCGGGGCAAGGACCUGGUGAGGCUGGAGGAGAUCGGGACAGCCAUGAUAAGCCUGGAGGAGUGCUGCUGGGAGAUGCAACUGCAGCAGCAGCGCCAGCAGCUGGUGGUUGUCCCCAUCAGGGUGAGGAAGGAUGGAUGGGCAAGUGAUGCCAUGCUUUAUGUGAACGUGGAGCUCGUGGACAUGAUGAACACACGCUCCGACAUUGAAAGGGCUGUCUCGUUCAGGGAGAAGCCGAGAACGACGAGCAAGCCGCCGCCGCAUGCAAUGCGAGACCACCGGAAGAGCUUGGAGGCAGCGGCGUACCAUGACGUUCUUGAUCUGAAGCAGCUGCUCGACCUGGCUGAGAAGGAAGGCCGGGUGGCUGUGUACGGGAGCAAGAGGAACUCUGACACCAGCAGCGUGAGCAGCUUCAGUAGCAGCAGCAGCAGCAGCACGAUCAGCAUCAGUAGUGCCAGCUCCAGCGGCGGCGCGAGCCCGGAGCUCGCCUCGACGUCGAAGCGCCGGUUCUUGCCAUGGAUGCGGAGGAGCAGGGACUUCGACAAGAGGAGCACCGAGUCGCUCUCCCAAGAACUGCCGAUCAAGUGCAUGGACGACGAUCCGGCCGGCAGCUGGGAGACGCGCGAGUUCACGAGCAGGGACGCGGAGACGAAGCUGAGGACGCCGGUGUUCUUCGCGUCCAUCGACCAGCGCGACGGCAGCGCCGGCGGGGAGAGCGCGUGCACGGCGCUCGUUGCGGUGCUCGCCGCGGCGCUCCACGCCAACCACCCGGCGAUGCCGACGCGGCCGGAGCUGGACGCGCUGAUCCGUGACGGCUCGUCGGAGUGGCGGAGACUCUGCGACGACGAAGCCCACAUGGCGCGGUUCCCGAACCGGCACUUCGACCUCGAGACCGUCCUCGCCGCCCGGACGCGGCCCAUCGCCGUGCAGCACGACAGGACCUUCGUCGGCUUCUUCCAGCCGGAGAGCUUCGCGUCGCUCUCCGGCGCCAUGUCGUUCGACGACGUCUGGCGCGAGAUCGCCGGCGGCGAGCGCGAGCCGGGGCGCGCGGACGUGUACAUCGUCAGCUGGAACGACCACUUCUUCGUGCUCAAGGUGGAGAGCGACUGCUACUACAUCAUCGACACGCUCGGCGAGCGGCUGCACGAGGGCUGCGACAGGGCCUACAUGCUCAGGUUCGACGGCUCGUCGGAGAUGCACGCGCUGUCGACGCCGGCAGUGGACGACGGCAAGGAGGAGGAGGUGAUCGUCACCGGGAAGGAGUGCUGCAGGGAGUUCAUCAAGAGGUUCUUGGCCGCCAUCCCGCUCCGGGAGGAGCUUGAGAUCGAGAAGAAGGGCGCCGGCAGCGUUGGCGCGCCGCACCAGCGGCUGCAGAUCGAGUUCCACUUCACGGUCCUGCAGGACGACGAGAGAUGACCACUUGGUGUGGUGAUCUGAUGGCAGUGAGGGGAUGCUUCUUCCCUGAUUGCAAUGUACACUAACAUAAUGUAAAUUCAUCUACACUGUAAAGGAACAGGAAGUGCAGCACGUACUACAAAUUACAGGCUAGGAUUGUUGGUUCUCUUUGUACCAGUUUAGAUAGGACACAGGCAGAGGAAAAUACAGGAAGGAUACAGGGUGCUGGUUGGGUAUUU
Molecule: messenger RNA, 2293 nt
Organism: Setaria italica (foxtail millet)
Lineage: Eukaryota; Viridiplantae; Streptophyta; Magnoliopsida; Poales; Poaceae
Exons: 4
Coding region: 300-2075 (591 amino acids)
Source: RefSeq, a predicted model, not a curated record